Mya arenaria is the source of this 768-nucleotide messenger RNA. RefSeq lists its product as uncharacterized. NCBI's taxonomy places the organism in Eukaryota, Metazoa, Mollusca, Bivalvia, Myida, Myidae. Bases 1 to 768 code for a protein of 255 amino acids. The record is from RefSeq and is a predicted model, not a curated record. The transcript has a single exon.
AUGCCCUGGGAUCCUACCUCUACCCACGUCCUGGGUUCCUACCUCUACCCACGCCCUGGGAUCCUACCUCUACCCCCACCCUGGGAUCCUACCUCUACCCACGCCCUGGGAUCCUACCUCUACCCCCACCUUGGGAUCAUACCUCUACCCCCACCCUGGGACCAUACCUCUACCCCCACCCUGGGAUCCUACCUCUACCCACGCCCUGGGAUCAUACCUCUACCCCUAACCUGGGAUCAUACCUCUACCCACGCCCUGGGAUCCUACCUCUACCCACCCCCUGGGAUCAUACCUCUACCCACGCCCUGGGAUCAUACUUCUACCCCCACCCUGGGAUCAUACUUCUACCCCCACCCUGGGAUCAUACCUCUACCCCCACCCUGGGAUCAUACUUCUACCCCACCCUGGGAUCCUACCAUUACCCCCACCCUGGGAUCAUACCUCUACCCACGCCCUGGGAUCAUACCUAUACCCACGCCCUGGGAUCAUACCUCUACCCCCACCCUGGGAUCAUACCUCUACCCCCACUCUGGGAUCAUACCUCUACCCCCACCCUUGGAUCAUACCACUACCCCCACCCUGGGAUCAUACCUCUACCCACGCCCUGGGAUCCUACCUCUCCCCCCACCCUGGGAUCCUACUUCUACCCCCACCCUGGGAUCCUACCUCUACCCACGCUCUGGGAUCCUACCUCUACCCCCACCCUGGGAUCCUACCUCUACCCCCACCCUGGGAUCCUACCUCUACCCCCACCCUGGGAUCCUUUGA